Messenger RNA from Aureobasidium musti, 1434 nucleotides. NCBI's taxonomy places the organism in Eukaryota, Fungi, Ascomycota, Dothideomycetes, Dothideales, Saccotheciaceae. The record is from the annotation of a GenBank genome assembly.
AGAGUCAUUUUCCGCCUCAACAUGUCGACCUCGGAGCACGAUACGUAUCUCCAGGACUUUUAUUCGUCUUUACAAUCGGACCAAGUGAACAAGAUUCUCGAGGUGCGCUCAACGCCUUGUACAGAUACACUGGCUAGCUUCCACACCAUCCGUGAGCAAAGAUCAUUUCGCUUGGAAGAAUUGGAUCAAGUCAAAGAUAUCAGCGAUACAGAACGCGUCGUGGUUGUUAUUGAGAACAUUGAUCAAUCUUGGAUCGCUAAGCUAGGCACCCUUUGGGGAAUCCACCACUCUUUCUUUGCUAGACAUGGUUGCAAUCCCGAAGUGACAUCGACCAUCUGGCAAGCCAUUUUCGGAAACACUGUCGCAGAGCAGAAACCCCCAACUUUAGAGAAAACCUCAACACACUCUCAAUGGCACAUCGACGGAUUUUAUGGACAUAACAGCCACUCGCCCUUGUUUGCGGAUAGCCUCAGUGCUACCAACUGGAUUCCUCGACUCCUGAGCUGGGACAAGAAGUAUGGUUGGCAAGCCAGCACACGUGUGUCCUGUUACGUGAGGCAUGACUUGCCCCGACCAUUGUACCUGUUUCUCAUCGAUAGUCCGCUAUCUCGAGCAAGAGCCGGUGCAGUGGGGAAGCAGGCAGAGAUGACGCUCCAUCUGCCACUUGCUGGAAACCGUGGCGGUCUAGUCAUUCCAAGUCUCCACGAAACUGGCAGCCAAGCUCUCCACGAGUCACUAAAGCGGUUUCUAUCCCAUGCUUGGCACUUCGACGUCCUGUUCGCAAGCGAGAGGUGUUUGUCGCCCAAGAUCUUUNUUUAUCUAUUGGCGUCAUCGUUGUUCGAAGACAACCUGCGUUCUAUCGACGGACGAAUCAGAGACAUUUCGUUCAAUCAGAUCAGACGGCCCAGUAUAAAGAUCAAUGACAGCCUUCACGACCUUCGAGAAGCGCUUGUCUCUCUGCAGGAUCAGGUAACCAGGACCAUCAAGUGGUUGCCUUCAUCUGUGCAGCAAGAUCUUGAAUCUGUUCAGAGCAAGCUCAAGGUCACCGACCUCUGGGAGAAGUCAGGAGCUCAACCGUAUGUAGGCUUUCCCAGCAAAACCUUGCCGGAUAUACUCGAACGCUGUAUCCAUCUUGAGGACUUCUUGAUGCAAUCGUUCCAACUACUUGUUAGUUCAACAAGUGUCAUGAACGCCGAAUCAGAGAAGGAGCAGUCAAGUCGAAAUCGGUCACUAACACAGUUGGCUUUCGUGUACGUGCCGCUGUCAUUCGUGACAGGAGUCUUCGGAAUGAACAUCAAAGAAAUCAACGGGUCUCCACUGUCUGUGUGGGUGGUGUUCGGCACACUUGCCAUCACCAUAGUGUGCACAGCCGCCAUCUUCGUAGUCAUUCGAGUAUGGAAANAAUACUCGGAUGAACACAAGGAUGAGUCGUAG